Tigriopus californicus is the source of this 1574-nucleotide messenger RNA. Its product is annotated as protein Skeletor, isoforms B/C-like. Lineage: Eukaryota; Metazoa; Arthropoda; Copepoda; Harpacticoida; Harpacticidae. The record is from RefSeq and is a predicted model, not a curated record.
GGAAGUAAGGCGAGUUUUGGGGCGAGUUUUUUGCAACAUGAGUCUUCUUGUUCUACUUCAGUACAGUGAAAGACUCAAGUCGCCUCAGCACUAGUCCGACUUCCAUCCUCAAACCGGAUUCAAUCUUGGUUUUCCAUCCUAGUGUAAAUCCGCCCUUAGCAUUAUACAAUUUCAUGUCGUGUUCAUUCUUCGACAAAGAUUUUCAAAAAAAAAUGAGUUUUAGGUGGUAUGGCCAUCGUAUUCUGUGCGUAUUGCCCGUUCUAUUGUUCGGCCACCAUCUCUCUACCAUCAGGGAAUCCCCCCUCCUCCUCUCCCUCCAUUCUAUCGUCCGAGUUCAUUGGGCACUUUGAACCAUUCAAAUCUGCCUGCACUGGGCCCUCGGCCGAUAUCGUUGAUUUCACCUUUGAAUUAGGCCCGUCAACUUGGCGACACUGUACGCCUAAAAAACUGCAUAUAUUUUUGUCACGGCAUGGAAGAUAAACCAGAUAGUACCACUUCAACCGGCAGGGAUGUCCAAUGAAAGGCACGUCCGAUAGGUUACGCGUAUUUCCGACAACCUAAAUGUUCGGAGGGACUGUAGACACCCAAUGAAACGUACUUGGUGCACUCGCUCUUCUCAAACCCCGAGUUCUAUUAAGAUGAGAGGUCAGCGUCGAUUUCUCGUCCGGACAGUGCCGACCGACUUGGGUCGGUUUUUUCUUUCUGUCCGUUGAGAAAUCCCUCUUGCCAGAUUUGGGCCAAGUGCCGAAGAAAAAGGAUAUCGAUCUGUGUAGCUUCAAAUACGAAUACAGAGAAAAGUGUAAAUACUCCAAAAUGAAGACCUUCAUUUUCGCAGCCCUUCUAUUGGGUACUGUUCAUUCCCAAAGCCCUGGUCAGUGCCCUCCAGACAAGAAAUGUGUCCCAUUGAAGCUUUGUGAUGAGUUCCAAAGUGUUCGACGAGGAAUUGCCAAUGACAAAAUCAAGGCCAAUUUAUGCGGCUCCUUAACCUCGCGUAUCAAUGUUUGUUGUUCCAAGUCAGAUGAUGGUCCAGGACUGGAAGUUCCUGACGUUAUUGGGGCUGGGGUUCCACAAGGAAUGCUCAAGUUCAACCAAUUGACCUACCAUGAAUUGUCUGGAACAGUGGAAUUCCUCGACGACAAGAGAAUAGUCAUUCGGAACAUGAUCUACGAUGGAUUAGGUCCAGACGCUUUCUUCAUCAUUGGCGUGGGAGAGAGUCGAUCCCCCAAUGUCCAGGACGCGAUUCCCGUUGUUCCAGAUGAUUACGCUGGAGCCCGUCUCCAGUACAAAUAUGAUGACCAGGUUCCUAUUCUACGGGCAUACACUGGCGAGGACGUGACGAUAGCGCUACCUGAUGGGGUCACCACAAAUGAUUUGCGGUGGAUUUCCGUGUACUGUCGGGCAUUUUCUUUGGAUUUUGGACAUGUCAUCCUACCCCCUCCAAGAGAUGUCCCAAAGCGAGCCUACUAGGUUGCGUUGUCACCAUAGUAAUAUUGUUCCGUUGGAAUAUAUUGGGAUAUAUCCUGGUUUACAUUUCAAGAACGAGGCACCUUUUAAUAAAGGCUGAGAAAACACGA